Molecule: messenger RNA, 609 nt
Organism: Cyprinodon tularosa
Lineage: Eukaryota; Metazoa; Chordata; Actinopteri; Cyprinodontiformes; Cyprinodontidae
Product: cytochrome P450 2K1-like
Exons: 5
Coding region: 1-609 (202 amino acids)
Biological process (GO): xenobiotic metabolic process
Cellular component (GO): cytoplasm; intracellular membrane-bounded organelle
Molecular function (GO): oxidoreductase activity, acting on paired donors, with incorporation or reduction of molecular oxygen, reduced flavin or flavoprotein as one donor, and incorporation of one atom of oxygen; heme binding; iron ion binding
Source: RefSeq, a predicted model, not a curated record
AUGAAGGUGUGUCCUACCACUGUGUUGGGAGUAGUAGUGCUUUUCAUCGUUAUAUAUUUAGUUUCUGUUGGUUCUACUUUCAGAGAAAUAGGUAUCAAACCUCUAGGACUGAAGCCUCUGCCUCUGCUUGGCAACUUGCUGCAAAUGGAUCUCCAAAGACCCUACAAAACCCUGUGUCAGCUUUCCAAAAAAUAUGGGUGUGUAUUUACAGUUUAUUCUGGACCAAAGAAAGUGGUCGUCCUGGCUGGGCACAAGAUGGUCGAAGAGGCUAUGGUUAACUAUGCAGAUGAGUUUGGAGAUAGAGAAAUCACACAUAUAUUUGAUGAUAGAACCAAAGGCCAUGGAAUUCUGUUUUCAAAUGGGGAAACAUGGAAAGAUAUGCGUCAGUUUGCCCUCAUCACCCUCAGAGAGUUUGGGAUGGGCAAGAGAGUUGCUGAGGAGAAAAUCUUAGAGGAGUGUAGACAUCUCAUUCAAACGUUUGAGAAUGACAAAGGGAAACCGUUGAACACAUCACGCCCAAUAAAUUAUGCUAGAUCCAACAUCAGCUCCUCCAUCGUGUGUGGAAGCAGAUUUGAAUAUGAUGACCCUUCGAUUAAGAGAGCUGGUUAG